This is a messenger RNA of Metopolophium dirhodum (rose-grain aphid), 2081 nucleotides long. Its product is annotated as dynein axonemal assembly factor 4-like. NCBI's taxonomy places the organism in Eukaryota, Metazoa, Arthropoda, Insecta, Hemiptera, Aphididae. The record is from RefSeq and is a predicted model, not a curated record. Gene Ontology annotation, molecular function: protein binding. Gene Ontology annotation, biological process: cilium movement; inner dynein arm assembly; outer dynein arm assembly.
AUCAUUUAUUUUAUUUGUUACGGGCAUCACUGCCAUAUUUGUCGACACCAUGGUAACAAACAAUUGCUUGACGAUUACAAUUAUUUUUCUUUAAAAGAUUAUGUAAGUAGACAACGUAUGUGUUUAGGGAAAAUCAAUACGUCCAAAUUAAAUUCAAAAUAAUGCCUAUCAUUGUUAAAGACUUUUCUUGGUGGCAAACUGAGUGUAAAUUGUUUAUACAAAUUCAAAUUCCACACAUAUCUCAGAAAAAUGCUGAUAUUCUUACGUCUAAUAAAUAUUUAAAAAUUAGUUGUUUACCGCAUAUUUUUGAAGCAAUUCUUUGGGAUGAAAUAAACGAAGAAUGUAGUAAGUGUACGUUUGAUAAUGGAUGUGUUUUAUUUGAGUUACAAAAAAAAAACAGUGUUCAUUGGGAAUGUCUGACACUAAAAAAAUCGAAAGAGGAGUUGAAAAAGUUAAAAUGUGAAAUUUUGAAUAACAUCAUCGAAGAACGCCAGAAUAAAUCUCAGCAUAAGGCUGUCGUAAAAACAGAAAGAGACCGAUUAGCUGUCAAGGAACAAAUAAAUUUUGAAAACAAAGAACACCAACUCAUUCAAAGUAUUCGUGACGAAGAGAAAGAAAAAGUUUUGAAAGAGUUGAGUACGUGGAAAUCAAAAACAGAAAUUAUAUACGAUAAAAGAAUAAAUGAGAAAAAUAAUAAAGACAUUUUUUCAACGGAUCAACCGAUUAAGAUCUACGAGAUAGAAAACACACCGACUGAAUAUAUAGAUCAAUUGCCAAGCCCUAGAACUUUUAAAACAAUUGAGAUUAAUUUCACACCGAGACACUUUACUACUCCGAGUAGAGAAUCGACAAAAGCUGACGAGCAAGAGUGGUUACAAAAGCAGACGGCCGCCAGAAGGGCUGCAGGGUUUGUGGAAGAAGACUUGAGACCAGAAGAACAUGACCCGGAAUGGUGCUUGCAAAAAGGAAAUACAUUUAUGACAGAACUAAAUUACAUUGGAGCUGUAAGCGCUUAUUCGCAUGGGAUAAAGUUGAGUCCAAAAAUGGCUACAUUGUAUUUGAACAGAUCUAAAGCGCACAUUCAAAUAAAAAACUAUCACAAAGCCGUCGAAGAUACAACAACCGCGUUGGAGUUGAUGGUUCCGGCGGUUGAUGGAAACGUGGGUUGGCGAGCCGAGGCGUAUUACAAUCGAGGCAGGGCGCUGAUCGAACUAAAUACCGCACACUUGGCCGUCGAUGAGCUGAGGUUGGCUUUGACAUUGGCGCCAGACCAGGCCAACGUUUACGGACCGGAGUUACAGCGGGCCAUGAACUUGGCUCCGGUGCACGAGCGGGAGCUGAAGAAGACUCGAGAAUUGGACUUAAGUAACGCGCCUACCGUUUGGUGCAAAUAAAGAAUUUUCAUUAUUAUUAUUAAUAUUAUUACUCCUUAUAUGGCUAUAUCUUUAUUACAUACUUUGCUUGUAGAAAAUAGAUAAAUCGUUAAUGAAUAUUUUGUAUAGUUUUAUUAUUCUAUGAAUUCUAUUCAAAUUUAUAAUAAUACAUAAAAUGUUCAACUACUGUAAUGUUACUUUUUAGCUAGGAUUCUAUCAUGAGUAUUAAAUAUACAUUUUCUAUACCUAUUUGCCAAAUUUUUGUUUUUAUUUGAGAUUGUUGGAAAGUUAUAAUUUUUGCUUAAGUAAAAUAUUGAAUUGUUUUAAUCUUAUAUACCACUCAGUUUAAUAAACAGGUGUUUUGUAAAUACCUAAUUUUAUUUUAUACAUAACAUUAUGAAACAAAUUUGUAUACAAUUAAUGCAUUACUUGUUAUACAUUAUGUACAACAACAUAAAGUUUUUAUAGAUUAUUUUUGAAGAGAACAAUUUCACUGUAAAAUGUUCUCAGAUAAAAUGACGUUGUUUGACAAGCAAUUACCUAGGUACUUAUUAUUGUCGUACUCAAUUCUUUGAAUUAAAAUCGUGUUAAAGAAAACAAAACUUUCUAAAUAUAUAUAUGUAUUAUGAUAUGGUUAGUAUUAAUAUAAGUUUUGUUUAUAUUUUAUUAUUUUAUAACUUUGAAUAUAAUAUUAUGGUUUCUACCUAC